AGGAAGGAGGAAAGAGGAAACGGGAAAGGGGAAAGAAGUGCCCGCCGGCCCGAACUGCGAAGCAUGGAGCGGGACGACACCGACACCGUGAGCUCGUCCAAAAAGACCAUGAUGGCGAGGAUCUUUAAAGUUCGCAAGCGGAGGGAGAUGCUGUUCGUGCAGGUGUGCUUCAUCUGCAGUGUCCUCUUCGUGGCGUGGGGCAUGUCGGCGCUGCUGACCAAGACAGGUCACGGGAUGCUCGUGGAAGGACAGCCACACGCGGAAUACUGGGGAAGACGACUAAUGGCUUCGGUUCCAGACAAUGAGACGGAGCCGAAGAACUGUUCAGAGCCAGCAAUACACGAGUUCCCCGGUGACCUUUUCACCAAUCCAGAAAGAAAGAGCGGGGCCAUUAUGCUGCACAUUGUGGCGACCCUCUACAUGUUCCUGGCCCUCGCUAUCGUGUGCGACGAAUACUUUGUGACCGCGCUGGAGAAGAUCUGUGAGAAACUCGAUCUGAGUGAAGAUGUUGCCGGAGCCACCUUCAUGGCAGCUGGCAGUUCUGCACCAGAGCUCUUUGCAUCCGUCAUUGGUGUCUUCAUCACCCAUGGAGACGUGGGGGUGGGCACCAUCGUUGGCUCAGCAGUCUUCAACAUCCUCUGCAUCAUUGGUGUCUGCGGGAUCUUCGCUGGACAGGUGGUGAUUCUGACCUGGUGGGCUGUUUUCAGGGAUUCCUUCUACUACACCCUGUCCGUCUUGGCUUUGAUUGCAUUCAUCUACGACGGGAAGAUAGUUUGGUGGGAGAGUUUGGUGCUGGUGCUCAUGUACGCUGGGUACAUCCUCGUCAUGAAAUUCAACUCCAGCAUGCAGAGGUUUUUCAUGGGGACGAAGAAGAAGAAGAACGUGGCGAAUGGUAACGCCGCGGCCAGCAGUGAGAUGGAGGAUGGUAAUACUAGUUAUGACAAUGUUUGGGAUGACAACCCGUCAUUGCCUUUACUCUCGAAAGUGAAGCCCACCAAGCCUUACAGCCAGGGCUCGGUGGUGAACGUGGACGAGAUCCUGAACGCCAGCCCUUCAAAGUACAGGUUCCCAGAGGCCGGGCUCCGUGUCAUGGUCACCAGCCAUUUUGGACCCAAGACCCGUCUGCGCAUGGCCAGUCGCCUCAUCAUCACAGAGCGUCAGAAGUUGGUCCAAGCUGCCAACGGCGUGGAGACACAGGUGAUCGACGGCAAGGUCGAGAUCGAGAACGGAAACGUGCCCGAGGACAAACCCACGGAGACGGAGGAAAAUGUAACCAUCUCACCAUUUCAUCUUCCAAGGAAUUUCGGCAGCAGGUGCAAGUGGCUGAUCUCGUGGCCCCUGCUCCUGAUGCUGUACCUAACCGUGCCAAACUGUGCCAAGCCGCGCUGGGAGAGAUUCUUCAUGCUCUCCUUCAUCCUGUCCACUGUCUGGAUCGCAGUCUUCUCCUACUUCAUGGUCUGGAUGGUCACUGUAAUCGGCUACACUCUGGGAAUCCCUGAUGUCAUCAUGGGCAUCACGUUCCUGGCAGCAGGCACCAGCGUCCCGGACUGCAUAGCCAGUCUCAUCGUGGCCCGGCAAGGUCUGGGAGACAUGGCCGUGUCCAACACCAUCGGCAGCAACGUGUUUGAUAUUCUGGUGGGACUGGGGGUUCCCUGGGCGAUUCAGACCAUGUGUGUCAGCUACGGAUCAGUGGUGAUGAUUAACAGUCGGGGGCUGCUGUACUCGGUGGUGCUGCUGCUGGGCUCCGUGGGCCUCACGGUUCUGGGGAUCCAUUUCAAUAAGUGGAGGCUGGACAUGAAGCUGGGAAUCUACGUCCUGGUCCUUUACGCCAUUUUCCUCUGCUUCUCCAUCCUGAUCGAGUACAACGUCUUCACCUUCGUCAACCUGCCCAUGUGCAUAGAGGAUUAGAGCACAGCAGCAUGUGGUGGACACCAAAACCUCAAUGCUCCAUUAGCAAACCCAAACUACUUGUCUUUUUUUCCAAUAAUACUGGACCUAUCUGCAGUCUCUCUCCUCCCCUGUGCUCCACUUGUAAUCCUUAAGUCCCAAAUAUGAAUCCAAUUUCCUCCAGGGGGAGUUCACUGUAACAGAGGACUCCAUUCUGUGUCUUCUUAUUUCCCCUCUGGUCUCAGUGCAGCUCCUUAAUGUCCAUUAUUUCAGGCGCGGCCUGAUACUGCAGUAUAUUCUUUAGUUCCUCUGUGCACCUGUUAACUUUCUAACCCUCUAGCAUGCCUUUAGAUGUCGGGGACCUCCGGAAUCAUAAGUGCCCCUGUUGAUUGUUGGCGUGUGUUUUCAUUGUUCACAUUGUAGAUUUCCACACACACCCUUUUUCAAAGCCUUUCCACAAACCAAACCCGAGUCUGUGAAGGAAAAAGAAAACAACCAAAACCCCCGUGUGGAGUGAAGCCUCCCUGAAGUGAUUCCUAAAAGAUGAACCAAGUUACCCCAGCACCCAAAGAAAAAAAGCCCCCUCCUCUUUAUCUCCCUGCCCCCCCCCUGGAGGAGGGUCCUGUCCCCGGCAGCUCCCCUUCCUCCAGCCUGGACCUGACUCCCCCGGCAUGGCCUUUGGCAUCAGGGAGCAGAUACUGUUCGUGCUUCACUCACCCGGCGUAUUUCUUCUCGACCCCUCACCUGCUCGGUCAAACCGGCUUUCUUUCUCUCUUAAAAGGACAUUGUCAGGACAGUUUGUGUGGAGACGAGCCACAGUCCGGAUCAGUUGACUGUGAGGGUGUUAUGCAUAUGCAGCACUGCACAAUGUAAAACUUGUAAACACUUUUUUUGUUUUAGUUUUUUUGUAUUUAUUUAUUUUUUUCAAAACAAGGUUUUGACUUGUCAUGAAAGGUGGAGGAGCGCUUGUUGCUGAUACAGGACAUUGCCUGUUUUUCACAGAAACAGAUUGCACAUGGAAAUGCUUUUCUUGCUUUGUGCUGUAAGGAGAUUGGACCGUGGGGGGGGGGGGGGGCUUUCAGGCUGGUGGUCGUGGCGCCGACUUCACCGCAGCGUGAGUUUCAUUCAGUGAUGGGUUGUUUCACUUUCCCUCUGCACAACUUCUGGAAAAAAAAAAAACUGUCUCCAAAUACGUGGGAUGCGUCAGAUUUCUGUCAUCAUGUGGAGACUGGUUCUCGUCUUGAGACAGCAGCAGCAGAAUGGAGGAAGUCGUUUUUCAACAAAAAAAAUGCAAAGAAACCAGGCAGUUCUCAGCACUGUCUGCUAUAACACCCUUUGGCCAGUAGGGGGUACUGCAGCCUCUCUACCCAGGGCAAGGGGUGCAAACCACAGCUGUCGGUUAUCAGGGAAACUUGGAAAUGGACACAACUCCAAGAGGUGGCGAUGGUGACGGUCUCUUGAUUUUGAGUUACAUGUAGAUAUUGCACUUUAACAGCCAUCCUCUCAUUCUGAAUCAACUAGUGCUUCCUUCUGUGCGUGUGUAUUUUCAGUGUAUAUGUCUGUGCGACUGAGAGAACGUGUGUGUAUGUAUGUAUGUGUGUGUGUAUGCGUGUGUUUUCUCACACCGAGCUCCUGACUCCGAAGCAGACUGGGAACCUCGUCGACACCAUGAGCACACCCGCCUCUGUCUGCAGUGCAUGCUGGGACACCGAAAAUGCAGCUCCUCCACAGCACAGUGAAAAAAGGCUGAGGGCCUCUGGGCGCCUCCAUGGAACCAGCCCGACCCACUUUACAAAAAUCGGCAGCUACGUGCUACACUGCAAACCAGACAUUUUGACAUCAUGCAAACAGGCCUGUGACGAGUCCACCAGUGCGGUGCAGGGACUACAGGCUGAAGCACGUGGGGGGGGGGCGUGUUUAGUUGAUUUGAAAAUAUUCCUCUGCCGCGCCGUCGGCAGCAGGCACUCGUGUAUAUGCAAUCUCAAUGUAAAGAAUCUAUGUGACCGAAGGCCCCUGCGAGGUUGCCAUACAAAGACGGGAGACCCCCGUGGAGAUGUGACGUCAGUUUGUCUCGUGGUACUUGAUGUGUGAGCUCACAGGUGUGUGUGUGUGUGUGUGUGUGCGUGUGUGGAACCGAGCCAACAGUAUGGACCUCUCUGCACCCCGUGGCAUUGUGGGAAGUCUGAUUUCACCUCCUGCACACACACUCCUUUUUUCUUUCUUUCCCCCGUCCCCUCUCGCACAAGGGCAUUAACUCUCCGCCAACACUAGCUGAAGGAGCAGCGGGGGAAGCAGGGAUGGAGGGUGGAGUUCUUUUCGCCCUCGGGACUGUCACUUUUCAGUGGACUCGGGUGAGGGCAGACUUUAAGGAAUUUUUAAAAAGUUGGACCCCUUAAACUGCUCCCCGCCUGGGUUCAGAUAGCUGUGUAACUGGACGGAGGUGACCACACAGGGCCCACAGACUCCAACGCACACCCACCUGUACGCCGCCCUUCCUCACCCGCUGGGCCCUCUGUACGAGCAGGACCCAUGUUUGUGACUCUUUUCUUGGGGAAGGUGUAUUUCGACUGUAAUUUAGUUGAUUCAGGAUGUGCAGGGUUGAGGUUUUAUUUAUUUAGAAGGUCGCUCUGUGUGGUCACGUCCCGGGUUGCCAGGUUUGAGCGGUAACACCACAGCAGGGGGGAAAUACCCCCCCCCCACUGCUCCUCUUUUUGCUCUCAUCCUGACAGCAUAUGUUUUCAUUGGUCGUCUGACUCUGAUCUUUUGUUAGUUUUUCUUUGGCAGAGCGUUGGGGGGAUUCAAAUACAAAAAAAAAAAAAAAAUGAAAUAAGAUGCCAUACUUGUCGUAACUCUGCAUAAAUUCAGAUUGUAUGGAAAUCAUGUGUCGAGAAUCAGCGCACACUUUAGAACACACGCGUUAGAAAUGGCAAUUGAGCACGAGAGAGGACCGGCGUGUAUUUCUUGAUUGAAUGCGACCUGAUGCACUGUGAGCUCAAUGUGACGUGGGAGUUGUUUGUCAAGAAUUAUAAAUGAUUAAAAAAAAAAAAAAUUAUAUUUAAUGUAAAGUUAGUUACUAUAAAACAUUAUUGAGGAAAUCUGUAUAACUUAUAUGAAUGUAUUUGUCUUGCUAUACCGGACAUAUCCAACCAAUGCAUUUUACUGUAAAGCAAUAAUGUGAAGAAAAAAAAAUAAAAUGGCAAAAUAAUUCCUGUA
This is a messenger RNA of Pleuronectes platessa (European plaice), 5100 nucleotides long. RefSeq names its product solute carrier family 24 member 4b (gene slc24a4b). Gene Ontology annotation, biological process: calcium ion transmembrane transport; intracellular calcium ion homeostasis. Gene Ontology annotation, molecular function: calcium channel activity; calcium, potassium:sodium antiporter activity. Bases 64 to 1908 code for a protein of 614 amino acids. The transcript is spliced from 17 exons. The record is from RefSeq and is a predicted model, not a curated record. Gene Ontology annotation, cellular component: membrane. Lineage: Eukaryota; Metazoa; Chordata; Actinopteri; Pleuronectiformes; Pleuronectidae.